Messenger RNA from Nakaseomyces glabratus, 1080 nucleotides. RefSeq names its product Kre28p (gene KRE28). The record is from RefSeq and is a predicted model, not a curated record. Lineage: Eukaryota; Fungi; Ascomycota; Saccharomycetes; Saccharomycetales; Saccharomycetaceae. Gene Ontology annotation, cellular component: chromosome, centromeric region.
AUGGAGGCACAAUUGCAUGAGUUACAGGAAGAAAUAACGAGGUCCAGCGAUUUGGUGCUUACCGAACAAGAUAAACGGCUGCAAGGUACACUACGGGAGAUUGAUCAGUCCAUUAGGAAGCUUAUUGAAACAAGUGAUUAUCUAAAACUAAGUGGUGAUGCUGAUAGCUUGAUAGACAUAAAGCAAUUGGAAGUGAAAUCAAGAGAGCUGGACUCUCUGAUGGAUCUUUUGAGGAAACUGUACUGGAGAGAGGAAUCAUUGGAUCUUUUCCUAAAAUAUACUAUAAACAGUGAUGCAGAGCAGGUUCCUGUAUUUUCUGAUACUGAUCCCAAGUAUCAGAGUUUGCAAGAUGAGGUAAGUCAUCUUAGAGAUGAUGUAAUGACCGUUAAGAACCAAGAAAUUGAUCAAAUAACAGGUGAAAUCUUGCAAGUUGCGCACGAAAUAACGGAGAAGCAAGAUCAGGUUAAUAUGCUGUAUCUUGAGACCACUAACGAACUCGAUAAAUGCUGGGAACUUCUUGAUGAGUGGCAAAGGUUGCAAGAUGAUCAAAGGAUCACCAAGAAUGAGGAUAAUAGCAAUAGGAAAGACACGGAACUAAAUGCCAUGGAAGAAUGCUACGAAGAAUGGAAAACUUUGGAAGAGUUAGCUGUUCUCAAUGAUAAUCUACAGAAACAGAUUGAUGAGUUGGAAAAGGUAGAUAAUAAAGCCAUCAACUCAACACAAUUAGCUGAAGAAAGCAUUGUCAAUACGGUGCAAUUAAAUGACCUCAUAGAUAUGUGGAAAAGGAGAAUUAUUGCUUCAAUCCAUGAAGAUAUCUCAGAGAUUGUACUAUAUCCAUAUAGUAGAAAACUUCAAUUAAGAGUUGCCAAUAGAUAUACGAUAAUUAUUCAACUGGAUAAACAUCAAACGCAUGACGGCAAGUCAACAAUACACGAUAUUGAUUUAUUUACUGAGCAGGAUUCGAGAAUAAUACCGAUGAGAGAACUAAGAAAGCAAGUACUACAGGAAUGUAAGGGACAUUCAAACAUUUUGCAGGCAUUAAAAAAUAUAAUAAACAGAGUGAUAAAUAAUGACAAUUAG